CAAACAAGAUGGAUGGGCUGAAUGGCCUCCUCUCAUUUGUAAAUUUCUUAUGUACUUAUGUAGAACAGGGAGAGACGUUUAGGUUAGCAGAAACAUCUGGUUGGAGCAAUUGUUGUUCUUAUCAUUCUCUCUUUGGUUUUGUUAAACUCACAAUAAUAAAAAACAGGUUAGAUAUCCCAAAAAUUAUGGAAUUCUUAUGUCUUAAGACCUAAGAGUCUUGCUUUGUUGCAUACCCUUCUUAUAGUACAAUUUAAAUUAGAUUUUUGUUCCAGGUAACAUAUAAAGCAAAUCCAGGAUACGUAAUUUACAAGCAAGUUUCCUGUAUAAUGCUAAGGCUAUUAACGUAAAAUUGCAUACUCCAUUGUUUCAAAUUAUCGAAACAUGAUAGGCCUAUGUGUUUUUCCCAUCUGCAAAAUGCUUAAAUAUGUAAUUUCGCAAGUGUUGCUUGGAUUAGAUGGUCAAACUAAUAUAAUGACAAUGUAACGUUAUCGGAGUUGUACCAUAGGAUGCUGUGCUUUUGCGUUUUUACAUAACAGGAAAAAAUAAUCUUUCAUACAAAAACCCAAAAUUCAGUUUUUAACUAUUUAUAUGAGAAGCGUAUUUUUGUUUCGGAGAGAUAUUUAGAUGAAUCACGUGACGUUUAAUGGUAACCCAGAAACCCUUUCAGCUUAGAGCGUCCUUGGCAACCGGACUCCGAAAUACAAUAACUUCGAUGAAGCUAAUUUGUAGGAACAAAUCGUAAUUUUCAGUAAUCAUAUAAAUCCACAAACCGACCACAAACUGAUCAUCUUAAAAACUGGUAGAUAUCUAAACUUUAUCAGAAAAUAUAUAAACAAAUUUAACAAUGGGUGGGGAUUACUAUGUCUCUUUGGAAAUAAACAGAAAUGCGACCGACGCAGACAUCAAAAAGGCGUACCGAAGACUUGCACUGAAGUACCACCCUGACAAAAGCAGUGAUUCCGAAGCCUAUGAGAAAUUCAGUGAGAUCGCGGAGGCUUACCAUGUUUUAAGUGACCCUAGGAAGAAGGCAACUUAUGACAAAUUUGGCGAAGAGGGCUUAAAAAGAGGUAUCCCAUCCGAUCUCGGUGUAAAUGGGGCUUGGACAGAAGGUUACACAUUCCAUGGGAACCCGGAGAAAAUUUUCAGGAGCUUUUUCGGGGGAGACAACCCAUUUGGAGACUUUUACGCGGAGGACGGCAGUGACAUCGACGUGGGGUUUGGAGGUCUGUGUGGGCGAGGCAUGAGGAAGCAGGACGCGCCCAUUGAGAGAGACCUACACCUGGCCCUAGAGGACCUGUUUCACGGAUGCACCAAAAAAAUGAAAAUAUCUCGGCGAGUUAUGAACGAAGAUGGAUACACAUCAAGCAUCAAGGACAAGAUUCUAAGUAUUAACAUUAAACCAGGCUGGAGACAGGGCACAAGGAUAAUAUUUGAAAAAGAGGGUGACCAGGGACCCAACUGUAUCCCAGCUGACAUCAUAUUUGUUGUGCAACAGAAGAACCAUCCAAGGUUCUCCAGACAAGAACAUAACCUAAUUUACACUUAUGACAUUGACCUGGAGAAGGCCCUGACCAGCUUCUCCAUGGAGAUAGAGACACUAGAUGGCAGACUACUCAACAUUCCCGUGAAUGACAUAGUACAUUCCAACUACACCAAGGUGGUGCCUGGAGAAGGAAUGCCUCAGUCAGCUGACCCCAGUUGCAGGGGAGACCUCAUCGUCAAGUUCCAUGUCAAGUUCCCAGAGAAGCUCUCACUCAAAGGGAAAAGACUGAUCAAGCAAGCCCUCACCCUCUGA
This is a messenger RNA of Paramormyrops kingsleyae, 1795 nucleotides long. RefSeq names its product DnaJ heat shock protein family (Hsp40) member B13 (gene dnajb13). Lineage: Eukaryota; Metazoa; Chordata; Actinopteri; Osteoglossiformes; Mormyridae. The record is from RefSeq and is a predicted model, not a curated record. Gene Ontology annotation, cellular component: cytosol. Gene Ontology annotation, molecular function: protein-folding chaperone binding.